Verticillium nonalfalfae is the source of this 1074-nucleotide messenger RNA. RefSeq lists its product as uncharacterized. Gene Ontology annotation, biological process: cell wall organization. The record is from RefSeq and is a predicted model, not a curated record. Gene Ontology annotation, molecular function: glucan endo-1,3-beta-D-glucosidase activity; 1,3-beta-glucanosyltransferase activity. The transcript has a single exon. Bases 1 to 1074 code for a protein of 357 amino acids. Gene Ontology annotation, cellular component: cell surface; extracellular region; fungal-type cell wall. NCBI's taxonomy places the organism in Eukaryota, Fungi, Ascomycota, Sordariomycetes, Glomerellales, Plectosphaerellaceae.
AUGUAUUUCACUAGUCUCUCGUUAUUGUCCUUCCUGGCCAUCGGCGUCGUGGGCCAGGAGUUACCCCAAGGUGUCUUGGGGUUUAACUCUGGAGCCACAAAAGCUGAUUCGAAAGCGAAAGUUGAGUCCGACUUUGAGGAUGAGUUCAAGACAGCUCAAGGACUCCGCGGUUCCCCUGGGCUUUUCAACAGCGUGCGCCUGUACUCCAUGAUUCAAGCGGGAACCACGAACAGCCCCAUCUCGGCCUUUCCAGCGGCGCUUAAAACCAACACUUCGAUGCUUCUCGGAAUUUGGUGUUCCGGCACCCAGUCGAUAGACCAAGAGAUCGCUGCCAUGAACAGCGCCAUUGAACAAUAUGGCCAGCGUUUUGCCGACCUUGUGGUGGCUAUCUCUGUUGGAAGCGAGGACAUGUACCGUCUUUCCGAAAGCGGCGUUGCCAACAAUGCUGGGUUGGGACAGGGCCCCGACACCAUUGUGCGCUUCAUUCGCGAAGUCCGUUCCGCCAUCAAUGGCACGAUCUUGGGAAACAAACCCAUCGGUCAUGUGGACUCGUGGAGCGCAUGGGCAAACAGAAGCAACACCGACGUCAUUGACGAAGUUGAUUGGAUUGGAACCGACGUGUACACCUAUUACGAGGCCGACAGAGGAAACGCAUUCAGCAACACAACAGCUGUUUUCGAGGACAUAUACAACCAGACUUUCGCCUUCGCUGGCAACAAAACUGUCUGGGUCACCGAGACUGGGUACCCCGUGUCUGGUCCUAACUCUGGGGAGGCUAUUGCCAGUGUGUCCAAUGCGGCACAAUACUGGCAGCUUGUCGGAUGUGAUAGGCUGUUCGGAAGAGUGAACACUUGGUGGUAUAACAUCAGGGAUUCCAACCCGGCGAUUACGGAGAAGUUUGGGAUCACAGAGAACCUCAAAACAACGGCCAGGUUCAAUUUGACUUGUGCCGCUGACAGUGGUGCCCCCGCCCCUGUCAACGUGGGCUCUGGAGCGGCUUCUUCUCGUGGUGGUGAGGUUCUGCUUGCUGUGAGCAUGGCUUUUUUCGGCUUGUCAAUCACAAUUUGGCAGUGA